GACAGCUACAACUUGAGAAAACGUCUACCAAUUUAAGAAUAAGCAAAUAAACGUAUUAAAAAUAAUAUAUUUAUACAAAAUUCAGAUUUUUCAAAAUAUUUUUGAAUUAUUUUUAUUUUUAAAAACUGUCUUUUAAUUCGCUGAACUAUGUCAAUGUCGUCGUAUAUCUCACACAGCUCAUCGUUUCAUCGAAUGCGAUAUUCGCCGUGGGCAACGCGCAAAGGACCAUAAAUAUUUCGCAGAACUUUUCUCAAGAAAACUUGCAACGUCGACUCAUCUGGGGGGUUACUCUGUAAGGCGUUUCGCAAGUGAAAAAGUUCGUAAAUGAAAAAAAGCAACUCUGUAAGGCGACAAGCGCAUUGGAAAUUGCGUUUUGCGCACUUAUUUUUACCCCUUCGCAAUGGCAGCACUCUGUAUUGCGUAAACGACUGUCAAAUCUGUGCGUUUAACGUAUUUUUGAUUCGAUAUCAAACUGGCAAACGCAACGGACAAAAAAUGGAACAUUCAAAAAAUAAACAGACAAACCCAACACAGUUCGAAAUUUUAAUAAAUUUUAUGAAUACACAUUCGGAACUUUCCAAAGGACAACUUAAAACUGUGGACGCGAAAAAUGCAGCAAAUAAUUUGUGGAAAGAGUUGGUAUGUGACCUUAAUGCUGCGGGGCCACCAUCGCGCGAUGUUUUAAAAUGGAAAAAGGUUUGGUCGGAUUAUAAAACCCAUUUAAAAGCAAAAAUGCGGCGGAACAAAGUAAGCAUUUCUGGAACUGGUGGUGGUCCUCCAAGUCAUUGCUCCUUAACACCGUUGGAGGAGCAGGUUAGUGAACUUCUGGCAAUGGAAAUAUCCGUCAGUGGAAUAAGCGGCACCUCAGAAUUUGGUGCAGCACAAUUAACACAACCAAGUGGGUCAGACAUCACAACCGACGAAUUCCGACAAAAUGAACCAACGCCAGUGGAUGAAAUGCCACAUUGUUCACGACAAAGAGUCGCUCCGCAAAAGAAAGAUAGCCUUUUAAAUAAGCAGGUGGAUAACCAAAUCGCUUAUCACAAAGGUUCAUUAAAAGUGUUAUCCGAAAUUAAUGAAAAUCUAAAGGUAAUUUCAAAAUGUAUGAAAAAAAAACAUAAAAUGGCUAAAAGAAAAUAUAAAUUGGCCGUUGAAAAAUUCGAACACAAAAAAAGGAUUGAUUUGGACAAAACAAAACUAAAAUUUGCAACACUAGAACUAAAAAAGCAAAUGCUAGAAAUUGAACGGUCCGGCCAAUAAAAAUAUUGUAUUUUAGUUAUUUAUAUUGAAGUCUGUUACUUAUUUUUUAAUACUUA
This is a messenger RNA of Bactrocera dorsalis (oriental fruit fly), 1316 nucleotides long. RefSeq lists its product as uncharacterized. Lineage: Eukaryota; Metazoa; Arthropoda; Insecta; Diptera; Tephritidae. Gene Ontology annotation, cellular component: nucleus. The transcript is spliced from 3 exons. The record is from RefSeq and is a predicted model, not a curated record. The coding region runs from base 325 to 1260 and encodes 311 amino acids.